Messenger RNA from Physella acuta, 5023 nucleotides. RefSeq lists its product as uncharacterized. The record is from RefSeq and is a predicted model, not a curated record. Gene Ontology annotation, molecular function: protein binding. Gene Ontology annotation, cellular component: cytoplasm. NCBI's taxonomy places the organism in Eukaryota, Metazoa, Mollusca, Gastropoda, Physidae.
GCAAAAUGGAAGAGGAAUAACAAGAAUCUCGUUUCAUCUUAAUUUUAUUAUUAUUUACAUUUGAUUUUACUGUCGUACUCACUAGCCUGAAUCAGUAUAAUUCUAGAUUGUAUUUAUUUAAAUCUACGACUGGCAGUACAUCAACAUCAUGGCAACAACCCCAAUGCAAGGGAUGCAUUCCAUGUGGUAUGAUCAUUAUAAAGGUGCAGUUUAUCCAUUAGACUUGGAAGGACCCCCAUGCUGCAGACAAAUGCAAACAUCCGCUCCAUUUCUUUUAGAAGUGUGCUGUGCAUUUAUCGUUAGAGAUGCCAAUUUGACACGUGCAGCCAUUGAUUCCGUGCCUCCUAUACUGUGUAUACAUUUGAUGGAAGCAGCACUGAAAGGGAAUCAUGACAGAUCCAUACAAGCCCUAAUGUCGCGGUGGAACCUGAAAUCUCUUGUCUUGUCUAAAUUAGUGCCCAGUGUCUUCUCAUCCCUGUUACCAAUGUACAAACCUCUCUAUCAGUCUGACCUUGUGAGGCAGGGUCUACGUUACACAACUUCACUUGCACAUACAUUUUUAGAAUGUUUGAGGCAAGAGUCACCUACUAAAAUGCGUCAUUUAGAUUUGACAGGCUUUCCUACAGCUGAAGUCAUUUUGUACUAUCUAACAUCCCAUUGCAUGCUGGUCCACAAUGAAAACAGACGGAAUAAUAUGGUGAACCUUUACAACCAGGCGGUCUCACUAGCAGAGGAAUGUGCUGGGACCGGUGCCAACCACCACACACCUUUAGAGAUUGAUAUGCAAAACUGUUUGCCCAGUGAUAUUUACAUUGAGAUCAAGUUAGACGCCUUUGUCACAUCAGAGUCUUGUCACUCUGAACUUUGCAAGGCUCUAACUGUGUCAAGUUUCCCUGGGGUUAGGUUCCGUCUGAUUGUUGACAAACUGAGCGUCACUUGUCUAGGGGGGGACAGAGUCAACCUACUCUUAAAACAGAUCAGCCCAGAACAACUCAGAGGUCUUCAAUUGAAAUACAACUCUUUGCGUAACAUGGACUUUGUUAGGAUGGCUCCAAUUUUACAGUCUCUGACCAAGCUGACAGCACUUGAUCUGUCAUGCAACCACAUCACGUUGUAUGACAAUGAGCCCAUGGCUGAAAUCAUGAGGCAAGCCCUGUCCACUUUGACUCGCCUAGAGCGCAUGGACCUCAGUAACAACCGCCUUAAAAACAAACUCUGCAACGUGCUGCUUGGGAUCCACAGCCCACUCAAACACCUUCGUCUUGCUGGCUGUGGGCUGACCCUCUCUGACCUCACCGCUUUAGCCGUGUUUUCAUACCUCGAGAAGAUGGAAGAACUGGACAUCAGUGAGAACAAUUUAUCAAACUGUUAUUUCCCUUUGGUGCCGAUAUUAGCCAAGGUGGCAAACAGUAUUAAGGUUCUUGAGCUUCAGGACUGUUCCAUGUCUGAUGAAGUCCUCAACAUGCUGAACUUUAACUUCUCUCUCAUGCCCAAACUCCUGUACCUAAAUGUUGCUGGGAACCCGUGGAAAACUGAGACAGCUGUAACGCUAUGUAAGCAGCUGCAUCAGGCCUCCGCGCUGCAAGUGCUGAGGAUAUCUUAUUCCCACGGCUGCUACUUCUCUGACGAGGGUGAUGAGGUUACCGAGGCCGAGGCUAAAGAUGUAUUCAGGAAGUCUCUUGCCACUGCCCUCGGAACAACAGACGCUCAGAAUAUUCUUGUAGAAAAAUGUGAACUUGUGUUGGAGGAGCUGGAUAGAUUGACAGAUUAAUUUAUUCCUUUGCUUUAAAGUGAAGCAUUUAUAUGAUGUGUCAACACAGUUUCAAAUUCAGGCUUAUUCUUUUAUAGAUGAAGACCAAUAAUUUAAGAAAGUAUGUUGCAAUAAAUCCAGGAGAAAACAACUUAAUAUCACAAACAUGUAGCUGAAAAAGUGUGUUAAUUUCUUUGAAACUUAAACUGUGGGUAGUUUUUUGUUUUGUUUUUGUCUAAAAUCUUGUAAUUCUAUCACACACAAAAUUCAAGCCUCAAAUCUAAAUCAUAAAUGCAACGUUACUUUUUUGCUCAUGUCUAGAUGUGUAUGCUCUAUGCGACUAAAACUUUUGACAGUGUAAAAUUUUAUUGAAUUUCAAUGCAGCAAAUUAUCAACAUUUAAUUACAUAUAAAAAUGACCUUUUAAAUAGAGAGAUUUUAGUACCUGUGGAUAAAAAUAGAAAACUUUCAUAUCUCCUGCUAUUAAAAUUUUGCCCUGUUUAGAAAGUUUGCACAUAGGCAGAUGCUGUAACAGACAACAUAGAAGCACUACAUGAAAGAGGGAGAAAACAUAGGUUCUGAUGUAUAUUGAUAUCAUCAGUGAUUAAUUUUAUUAGCACAUAUCAAUUACUCAUAAGUUUUGAGUACGAAAUCUAUCAAGUAGAAUCAGAAAUUGUUGUGCUUUUAAAGCCACAAUCAUGGCAAUUGACAAUCUGCUUGUAAAUCUACAAAGUUCUAGUGAAUGAUUAUGAUAUCAUGUGCAUCUUUGUAGCAAUCAAUGGAAGUUUAUAAAUUUCAAAUUGCUUUGGUGGUUCCGUUUUGUCAUUUUAGCAAAUUAUUUCUUUCACUGCUGUUGUUCUGCUGACCAGAGUAGAACUGUGCUUUGCUUAUAGUUUCAUGCAGUUUAAGCCUCUUUGUCAGUCAGCAGUCUUUAUGGAUUCAAGAUUAGAACAGCCAUUCCCCCAAAAACAGCCAUAAAAGGCUGAUAAAAAUAUAAAAUGUAAGUAGAAUAAGAAAUGUUGCUGGUUGCUCAUCAAGGAUCAUACAAGAAUCUGUUUAUAUUGACAGCUAUAUACAACUUCAAAAGGUCUUCAUAUAUAAUUGUUUUAAGUAAUAACUAUGCAUUCCUUAGGUACCUUGUUUAUAUAAUUUCUUGCUCAUUAAAAUUUUUCCAGAAUGUAAUGAUAUUGACCAUCAUUUGUGUGUACAUUUUUUGUUGAGGUGCACACAGUAGGUGAGGUAUUGUUUUCUUGUGUGUAGUGUGAUCAGCAUAUGGUCAUACAGCACUCACUGAGGAUGUUUAGAGCUAAUAUGUGGGACUGGGAAAACUCAGAGGUAGUCUACAGAACCUGGGUAGGAUACAUUCUAGUGCAAUACAUAUAAGCAGCCCAAACCCAGAUGUGCAUAGUUUUUGGCUCCUGACCAUUUGUAUCAGCAGUGGUACAGAAGUGAAGUAAAUCCAAGCCCAAUACAUAAUCAAUCCUACAGAACCAAUAUGGGGUACAUCAUAGCACAAUACUUAUUCAUGUCCUCCUGAACCCACAAUCAAAAGCUGGUAUAUUAAUAUUACAGAUGAAAUUUGUUUCAUGUUUAAUUUUUUUUUUUCAUUCACCAGAAUUUUAAAAUCGCAUUGAUAGGUCACAUGCCAAAUGCCAAGCCCUGAUGAUUUUUUAAAGGUCCAUAAUAGCAAUAUUACUUUGAUUAAAAAAGUAUUAUUUAAAAUUGUAUGCCAUAAUAAAUAAUGUGCCAAGAGAUUAAAAAUUUUUAUUUUAAAAAAGCUUUUCCUUAUGUACUCUGAUAGAUAACUUUUAAAAGUUUUCUACACCUUUGUAUGUACACAACUUGCCCUUGAUCUAAAUUUUUACCCUGACAUAUAUCCUACCAUCAGCAGAUUUUGAGCUAGUCAGCUUUUCCUAAAGUAUAACUACUACUCUUAUGUUUUUUCAAUUAAAUUUAUGAAGUAUCUUUAAGUGCAUAAACAAGCUUGUCGCAAUGGCUUAAUAUUUUCCACAUGAAUUUCUUUUCUGGUUAUCAUUGUUUUGCAAUUGUAAAAAAAUUUCUGUGAUAUUUUUUUGGCUUGUAGUAAAUGAAAUACACAAAGAGAAACCAUUUAACGCGCUGACCAAGCCUAUGAUUGUUAUGCAUAACAUUUCUACUCUGUUGAUUCUCAUCCUUGCCUUUGUUUUAUGUGACAGUGCGCUAAAGCACAUUAUCAUGGUGCAGCUGAUAAAAAUCUGAAUGUUUUUAAGCUACUAAGAGUAGGGAGUUUGCUGAGGUUUUAAACUUCAUUAUUGUUUAAAACGACUUAAACAACUAAAAUCUACAUUUACCUUUAAUUUUACACCAAUUUUAAUUAUCGAGUAAAUCUGUAGCCUAGAAAAUGCUUUUUGAAAAAAAUGUGUUUAUUAAUUAAAAAGCCAUCACUAAUUGUUUUUUUUUUAGAUGCUUAAAUCAAUGAUCAAAGGAUUACAGCAAUUUGAAGAUAUUUUUUCAAAAGGGGUUUUAUCUAUUUUUUCUAUUGAAUUCUAUUUGCUGUAUUUUGCUUUAUACAAAUUCUAAUUGUUUAACAAAUAAGUGAAAAACUUUUGUUAAAAAACAUGAAAUUCGAGUUUUCCUUAUAACAUACUGAAUGAACUUAAACUCUUUGGAAAAAAAAUAACUCUUAAAUUGUUUCCUAUCCACUGUCUACAUCAUUUGCUUUCAUUUAGUUAGAAAAUAUUGAAAAAUUGUUCCAUGAAGUCCAAAUUGUGUUUGUGUGCAAUAAUUCUGUGAUCGGCUGCAAAAGAAUGUAAACGAUAAUGUUGCCCAUUUAUAAUUUCAAAUGCUUUUUUUAGGUACAUUUUUUGUGAUAAGUUUAAAUGAUUAUUUGUAAUUUUAGAAUGGAAGAAAAAUUCAUUGUCUUUUCUAGUAUUAAAAUAUUUUCAUUUGUAUUUAUUCUCAUUUAAUUUCUUUGAAAUCCAGAUAAAUUUAAGCUCCUUUAAUUUAAAAAAAAAACCUUAUAUAUUCUAUCUUUAAUAAGGUUUUUCAUUGUGUUAAAUAUUAGAAAUAUCACCAAGUCUGUUUGCUGAAUAGUCCGUAUUACUUAUACUGUAAGCAAUAUUUAACUACUGCAUUGGUAUUUGGUUGUAUAAAAAUCUGUUAAAUUUCCUAGGCACAUUUGAAUAUCAACUGUUUAAUGAACAACAAAAAUAGCAAUAAAAUAUUUUUCAUGGUGGGCGUUGCAAAUGUAAUUUGUCUUGUGCAUAAUAUUUAGUUCUAAAAAAAAAAUAAAAAC